AUGGAGCCCAUCGUGCUGCUCAAUCGACUGGCAGUCGAGCCGAUCCGUCCAGGUCUGGAUCAGGAGGGGGAGGUUCAACCGGAAGCGAAAUCCAAGAGCUGCAACGCUUGCAACGCCUCGAUUCCUGGCGACCAACGAGUGUGCUCUAGCUGCGGCACCUACGUGUUUGACAUCUUGGGUUCAAGUCUAGCCGCGUCUGAGAAGAAGGCAGACACUGAAAACCCUGUGGACAAUUCCGAGACCAGUCCUCUUGAGAACAACGACGACCCGGAGAGUACGCAGGAAGACAUCACGCAACUCUUGGAGCACGUGAGGACUGGAAAUGAAGAUGAGAAGCGAGUGGCAACGGAAGAACUCGCCAAACUCGUCGUCAGCCACGACGAGAUCCGAGCUCACAUCGUGGAAGAGGGCAUCCUCCCCCCGCUGGUCCACCUUCUUCGCACCGGAACGGACAGGCAGAAGUCCUGGGCCACGAAUGCUCUGGUGGAAGUCGCAGCUAUGAACGACGGUACGCGUGCUGCAGUAGCGCGUGAAGGGGCCAUCCCUCCCUUAGUCGCGCUAGUGCGGGAUGGCACUGAGGAGCAGAAGCGAUUGGCAACCAACGUCUUGGCGCAUCUUUCGUCCAGCAACGCCGCCGUAAGAGUCGAGAUCGUUCGUGAAGGUGCCAUCCCGCCGUUGACAGCACUGGUACAGACCGGAACCGACGCUCAGAAGCAGUCGGCAGCGAAUGUCUUGGCGCAUCUGGCCAGCAGCAAUUUGGCCUUCAAAGCCGAUAUCGCUAAGCAAGGAGUGAUCGCACCGCUCGUCAGUCUGGUUCGCACUGGAACAGACGGACAGAAGAUCUGGGGUGCUCAUGCUCUGAUGAACCUCGCAUCUCGAAACGAUGCCAACCGAGCGGAGAUUCUUCGCCACGGAGCGAAAGCCCCACUGAUGAUGCUCGUGCGUUCGGGUACAGCGGAGCAGAAGGUCUGGGCGUCGAAAGCCAUGGACAAACUGUCCAGCACGAAGGCCAUCAAGGCGAAGCUUCGUCUUGGCAUCCGCAACUUCUUCACCUGCAAGUAA
This is a messenger RNA of Phytophthora sojae, 1062 nucleotides long. RefSeq lists its product as hypothetical. The transcript has a single exon. Gene Ontology annotation, molecular function: protein binding. The record is from RefSeq and is a predicted model, not a curated record. NCBI's taxonomy places the organism in Eukaryota, Oomycota, Peronosporomycetes, Peronosporales, Peronosporaceae. The coding region runs from base 1 to 1062 and encodes 353 amino acids.